AUGUGGGCAAUACGACAGGACAAGAGUGAGGUGAGAAUGAGAGUGAGGAGUGAGCGACCAACGGACAACUCACGAGCAGAGACCAUGCCCGUCCGCUUCGCCAUUGCCGAAGCUCUUCCAGGGAAGCCCCUCGUACGCUCCCGUGAAAAUCUUCAGGAGAAAACCGCUCAGCUUCCGCCUCGGCGGCCGGGAUUUUCCCAGCAAACGCUUCGACGUACCGACGACUCGGAGCUCUGGGACGGCGCCCGAUGGCCUAUCAACGAUACAGGUGCACAAAGAGACCGCCGGUCCGGUCAGUUGCCAGUUGGAAACUCCCGGAAUGCCAUCCCAUCUUUUUUGGCACCGAACCUAAUACUUGGAGACCGCUAUGCAGUACAAGAUUUCGUCGGGUCACCCGGUGGAUAA
Messenger RNA from Colletotrichum higginsianum IMI 349063, 405 nucleotides. RefSeq lists its product as uncharacterized. The record is from RefSeq and is a predicted model, not a curated record. The transcript is spliced from 2 exons. Lineage: Eukaryota; Fungi; Ascomycota; Sordariomycetes; Glomerellales; Glomerellaceae. Bases 1 to 405 code for a protein of 134 amino acids.